ACCAAAUGGCUAAACAGAGCAAAAUCCCAUGUUGUUUUAUUGUUUUUGUUCUGGUGAAUCUCAUUUUCUGCAAUGGGGUUUUGUCUGUGAGGGCUGUGAAUGAGUUUAUAUCAGCCGUCGGCGAUUCGGGGAUGAGAAGGGACAAUCUACGGGUGGCGAUAGAGUCAUGGAAUCAGUGCAAUGAGGUUGGAGAAGAAGCUCUUCAGACUGGCAGCCCAAGGGCUGCCGAUUGUUUUGACAUAUACAAAGCUACUCCGCAGCCACAAGGAGAAUUUGGCUUCUGCAAUCAGCAGCUGCCCUAUGUAUUAGUCCACAGAGUCACAGAGCAAGACAACAAGUUAAGGAUGGGAGAACCUUUCUUUGGCCUGCAGGCAGAGUCUCAGUUUAACGUAGACCUUUACGCGGCGGAGAAGGAACUGUACCUGGGAUUUAAAUGCCAAGUCGAAGACACCCCAAAUCCAUGGCAAUUCUGGAUGAUCAUGCUCAAGAGUGGCAACAUGGACACUUAUGCUGCCAAAUGCCCCAAAAAUGGUCACCGAUUCGGGCCGUUUCCUGAUCAAAAUACCUUUCCUUGUUUUGGAAAAGGGUGCAUGAACCAGCCAUCUAUUUACCAUGACUAUACCAAGUUGCAAUUGCCUGAUAUGACUCUAAAGGGACGGUUUUUCGGGUCAUGGGAUUUGGAUGCAGAUUUGAGCAGAGGAAUGGUUGGGAAUAUUUCUUACCAUUCUGUUACUUGGGAAAAGAAACUUGGAGAGGGAAGCUGGGUUUUCCACCAUGUCUUGAGGACUUCAGCAAAGUAUCCUUGGCUGAUGCUUUACUUGAGAUCAGACGCCACACAUGGGUUUUCUGGUGGCUACCAUUACCCUACAAGAGGGAUGUCCAAAAUUAUUCCAGAAUCACCCAAUUUUAAAGUGAGGUUCACCUUGAAUGUGAUCAAAGGUGGGGGUCCUAGCAGCCAGUUCUACCUCAUGGACAUGGGGAGCUGUUGGAAGAACAAUGGGAAGCCUUGUGAUGGCAUUGUGACUUCAGAUGUCACCAGAUACAGUGAAAUGAUCAUAAAUCCAAACACAACCUCAUGGUGCCAUUCAAACAACCUCAAUGUGUGCCCACCUUACCACACAUUCCCUAACGGCACAUGGGUUCAUCGAAAUGACACUGCCCACUUCCCUUACGCUGCCUAUCACUUGUACUGCUCGCCGGGGAACGGGGAGCAUCUAGAGGCUCCUUCUAACUUGUGUGAUCCAUAUAGCAACCCUCAGCCUCAGGAGAUUUUGCAAAUCUUGCCACACCCGGUUUGGGGUGAGUACGGAUACCCUACAAAGCAAGGGGAGGGUUGGAUUGGGGAUCCAAGAACAUGGGAGCUGGAUGUUGGGAGGUUGUCACAAUCACUUUAUUUUUACCAGGAUCCAGGAACCCCACCAGCUAGAAGGCAAUGGAUGUCUAUAGAUUUAGGGGCUGAAAUUUUCAAGGACCCUGAUCAAGUUGCUGAAUGGACUGUUAGUGAUUUUGACAUCCUUGUGCCCAAGCAAUGAACUCAUUUACUGCAGACAAAGACACACUAGCUAGCUUCAGCUUGAAAUACAAUUAAACUUUUGAGUCGCCUAAAAUGGUAAAGUAAGUUAUAAGGGACCAACCUUUUUAGCUUUUCUUUUU
Messenger RNA from Prunus avium (sweet cherry), 1653 nucleotides. RefSeq lists its product as uncharacterized. The record is from RefSeq and is a predicted model, not a curated record. NCBI's taxonomy places the organism in Eukaryota, Viridiplantae, Streptophyta, Magnoliopsida, Rosales, Rosaceae.